UGAUGUUAUUUCUUUUUGCAGGUUUGGAAACGAUUUACUCAAUUUGAAGAAACCUAUGGAAAUCUUGCUAGCAUGUUGAAGGUUGAGCAAAGACGUAAAGAAGCUCUUUCUAGAACAGGUGAAGAUGGCACAACAACAUUAGAAAGUUCAUUGCAAGAUGUGGUAUCACGGUAUAGUUUUAUGGAUCUUUGGCCAUGCUCCUCAAGGGAUUUGGAUCACUUGGCCCGACAAGAGUGGCUUGCAAAAAAUAUUAAUAAGAAGGUUGAGAAAUCAGCUAUUCUCAAAGGAGUAGGUUCCACAGAAAAGAGUGCCUCAGGUUUUACAACCAACUCCAAUCCAGCUACAAAGGUCUUCUAUCCAGAUACUUCUCAGAUGGUGGUCUACGACCCAAGGCAAAAGCCUAGUAUGCAACUUUAG
This is a messenger RNA of Vitis riparia (riverbank grape), 417 nucleotides long. RefSeq names its product cleavage stimulation factor subunit 77-like. NCBI's taxonomy places the organism in Eukaryota, Viridiplantae, Streptophyta, Magnoliopsida, Vitales, Vitaceae. Gene Ontology annotation, molecular function: protein binding; mRNA binding. The transcript has 4 exons. The record is from RefSeq and is a predicted model, not a curated record. Gene Ontology annotation, cellular component: nucleus. Bases 73 to 417 code for a protein of 114 amino acids. Gene Ontology annotation, biological process: mRNA 3'-end processing.